Molecule: messenger RNA, 1729 nt
Organism: Paralichthys olivaceus (Japanese flounder)
Lineage: Eukaryota; Metazoa; Chordata; Actinopteri; Pleuronectiformes; Paralichthyidae
Source: RefSeq, a predicted model, not a curated record
AUGACUGGAUCUCUGCAACUUCACUACAUUUCUUUCUAUUUCCCAGAGAAGGACCGGCUGCUCUCGUCCACGACCAGCUAUGGGUCCCAGGACCUUCUCGGGGGUGGGAGCCCACGCCCCGCUGAUCUGGUGGACUCUGAGCUCCACCACCAGCAGCAGGAGGAAGAGGAGGAGGAGGAGGCUCUGAGGAGGAAACUCAAGUACUUCUUCAUGAGCCCUUGUGACAAGUAUCACGCUAAAGGACGCAAGCCGUUCAAACUGGGCCUGCAGCUGCUCAAGAUCAUCACCGUCACUGUGCAGUUGGUUCUGUUCGGACUCAGCAACCAGAUGGUCGUGACGUUUAAAGAGGAAAACACUGCGGCGUUCAAACACCUUUUCCUCAAAGGUUAUCAGGACAACGCUCCUCAGGCAGUGCACACGCAGAAGGAGCUGUACAGCCACAUGCACUUCGCCAUCGAGCAGUACAUGGCUCUGCCCGACAUCUCGCUGGGACGAUACGCGUACGUGUUGGGCGUCGGCGAGAACGGAAGUGCGCUGUCCCUCUGCCAGAGGUACUUCAGGAAGGGAACCAUCGACCCCGUCAACGACACCUUUGACAUCGAUCCCCACGUUGUCACCGAUUGCCUUGGAGUGGAUCCCAUGAAUUACAGCUUUGGAAACAGUGACUACAAGAAUUUCACUCUCAAGUUUUACAAGAUGAUCAAUGUGACCAUUGACUUCCAGCUGAAGGCCAUCAACAUCCAGACCAUCAUAAACAAUGAAAUCCCCGACUGCUACACCUUUGCCAUCACGAUCGUCAUGGACAACAGAGCGCACAGCGGCAAAGUUAAGAUCCGUCUUCUGAACCAGGCGUCCAUAACAGAGUGUAAAGACCCCAAUGUGUCUGGACACGCGGAGAGCUACGCCCGGGAGUUAUUUGACGUGCUGGUGGCGAUAGUUUGUCUUUUGUCCCUGCUGCUGUGCGGGCGCUCCAUCCUCAGAGGCGUCCUCCUGCAAUAUGAGUACGUGCGGUUCUUCAAUGACAGACUUGGCCGCAGAGUAAGUUGGGGCGAGCGGAUGGAGUUCAUCAACGGUUGGUACAUCCUGCUCAUCGUCAGCGACGUGUUCACCAUCGUCGGGAGCUUCAUCAAGAUCGGGAUCGAGUCCAAGAAUUUGUCAUCGUAUGAUUUGUGCGGUAUCCUGCUGGGAACCUCCACUCUGCUGGUGUGGGUGGGAGUCAUCCGCUACCUCAGCUUCUUUCAGAAAUACAAUAUCUUGAUUGUGACUCUUCGAGCUGCUUUCCCGAACGUUAUCCGCUUCUGCUGCUGUGCCGCCGCCAUUUAUCUGGGAUACUGCUUCUGUGGCUGGAUUGUGCUGGGGCCUUAUCACGCCAAGUUUCGCUCCCUGUCCAUGGUGUCCGAGUGUCUGUUUUCUCUGAUCAACGGGGACGACAUGUUUGUAACGUUCGCCGAGAUGGAGCGAAGCGGCACGCUGGUGUGGAUCUUCAGUCAGAUCUACCUCUACACCUUCAUCUCCCUCUUCAUCUACAUGGUGCUGUCCCUCUUCAUCGCUCUCAUCACCGGGGCCUACGACACCAUCAUGGCCCAAACACAGGAGCAGGUGCGCAUCACCGACCUGCACGCCUUCAUCGCUGAGUGCACGGACACGCCCUGCUCCGGCAAGUUCCGUGGCCCCGAGGGGUCGUCGUGCUCCUUCCUCUGCUGCUGUGAGUGGUGAAGAGGAUGUGAGA